Messenger RNA from Helobdella robusta, 402 nucleotides. RefSeq lists its product as hypothetical. Gene Ontology annotation, molecular function: voltage-gated chloride channel activity. Gene Ontology annotation, biological process: chloride transport; transmembrane transport. The annotation marks the transcript as partial. Gene Ontology annotation, cellular component: membrane; intracellular membrane-bounded organelle. The record is from RefSeq and is a predicted model, not a curated record. The transcript has 3 exons. Lineage: Eukaryota; Metazoa; Annelida; Clitellata; Rhynchobdellida; Glossiphoniidae.
UUGAAGAUUUUUCGACCGCAAGCAUCCUCAUCCGGCAUUCCCGAGUUGAUGGGAUUCCUGAAUGGGACUGUGGUGAGACACAUCUUCAACGUAAAAACCCUCAUCAUCAAGUUCCUUUCUUGCGUCCUGGCUGUCUCGUCGGGAAUGCCUGUUGGUCCGGAAGGCCCUAUGAUCCACAUGGGGAGCUUAGUUGGGGCGGGACUGAGCCAGUUCAAAUCGGACACAAUGAAGAGAAACUUCAUAAGCGCGGGUGCAGCGGCGGGCGUAGCUUCAGCAUUUGGAGCACCAGUAGGCGGAGUUUUGUUCAGUAUGGAGGAGGUGUCCUCAUUUUGGGACAUGAAGCUCUCCUGGCAGAUUUUCUUCUGCGCCAUGGUGGCAACGACAACGACUGAUCUUUUUAAU